This is a messenger RNA of Gigantopelta aegis, 2029 nucleotides long. Its product is annotated as solute carrier family 35 member E2A-like. The coding region runs from base 368 to 1531 and encodes 387 amino acids. The transcript has 7 exons. Gene Ontology annotation, cellular component: Golgi apparatus. NCBI's taxonomy places the organism in Eukaryota, Metazoa, Mollusca, Gastropoda, Neomphalida, Peltospiridae. Gene Ontology annotation, molecular function: antiporter activity. The record is from RefSeq and is a predicted model, not a curated record.
UCGUGUCGCGAUGUAAUUUUAGGCUUGGAUAAAACACAAAUAUUUUCAAAGUUUAACAGAUAAUAAUCAUCAUUAUAAUUUUUGAAAAUACACAUUUAUCGUAUGUGAUUGUUUACACAUUUUAAAAAAAGUUUGGCAUUAAUGUUGUAUUCGUAAUCACCAUUUUAAAAAGUUUUAGGUAAUCACCGGUCACGAAAUGAGCCACGUUGCAACUGUCACUGUGGGUAACGGCUAAGCCGCCGAACGUUUGUGAAAUUAACACCAAUGGGAUCACUCCGCAAAACUUGUAUAUUAAGAUUGAAAAGGCAAGAAAAGAAUGUUACCCAAAAAGUUUUAUUCAUCAGUUCGGAAAAAGUAACGAGCAUAGAUGGUUUUAAAUAACACUAAGAAAAAUCACCGAGUGUUCUCUUCUGAAUCUAUGAUGAUAGAAGAAAGGACAGAGACGGGUGACCUGCAUGCCCAGUUAUUAGAAAGUGGUAACAAAAUGAAAAAAAAGCAUGGAGUUAUCUCUCGGACCCGUUCAAUCAGCCACAGUGAGGACCCGGAAAAGCUCGGACUUCUUAAUGUGCGGGCGUUCGUCUUUCUAUUGCUUUGGUACUUCUUCAGCUUUUGUACGCUCUUUCUGAACAAGUACAUCCUGUCAACACUCAAAGGUGAUCCCACUCUACUGGGUGCGAUGCAAAUGGUGAUGACCACAAUCUUUGGUUUCAUACAGAUGUAUCUCCCACUGGGAAUGUACACGCCCAUCGACAGAGAGGGGAAACCCCCCAACUUCUGGAGAAACAUGAUCCUAGUAGGAACAAUGAGAUUCUCCACUGUUAUUCUGGGACUGGUUGCCUUGAAGUUUGUAGCAGUGUCUUUUACGGAGACCGUGAAAAGUUCGGCUCCGCUCUUCACCGUGUUCAUAUCUCGAAUGUUGAUAGGCGAACUGACUGGCGUUUACACGUUCUUGUCACUUAUUCCAAUCAUGAUGGGACUCGCACUGUGUUCAGCCUACGAGCUCAGUUUUAAUUUACAGGGAUUCAUAGCAGCUUUAGCUACCAAUUUAACAGAGUGUUUACAAAAUGUUUAUUCCAAACUGCUAAUAAGUGGAGAAAAGUAUAGAUAUACACCUGCAGAGCUGCAGUUCUACACAAGUAUAGCAUCGGUAGUUGUACAGAUUCCUGCGUGUUUUAUAAUGAUGGAUUUUCCAGCAAUACGCAAGUCUAUAGACUACACGUUGAUGUCAGCUCUCAUUCUCAACGGCAUCUUCUUUCAUUUCCAAAGUAUCACUGCCUACGUCCUGAUGGGCUAUAUAUCUCCAGUCACGCACAGUGUGGCUAACACUGUAAAACGAGCCUUUUUGAUAUGGUUGUCUGUGAUUGUGUUCGGAAACCCAGUGACGCUUCUCAGUGGCUUAGGAACCGUGACUGUUACCAUUGGUGUUCUUCUGUACACGAAGGCCAAGGAAUAUGACGCCAUUCGGAGAGAAUUGAUCUCUCAUUAUUCCAGAUCUAUUAACGUUCCGCUGGAGAUGGACAAAAUCGUAUAAUGAUUGGCUUUGUUUCGAUGUUUAUAUUUGUAUGUUUGUUCAGCGUAGUAUAUAAUUAUUUUUAUUUAUGAAGGAAAAUAAUUGUGCACAGUUAGUACAAGUGUGUACUUCAGGGAAAAAACCGAAAUAGAUAUCAAGUGACCGCAACAGGAUGUCCAUGACAACGGAUGAUAUUGACCGUUUCAUUGCAGAGCACAAUUGUUCACGUGAACUUGUGUUUUGUUAUGUAUCGGUUACGCCUAUUUAUAUUUUAUAUGAACCGCCAGUAGGUUACGUGGAGAACCACUACGUUUUAAAAGUUGUAGGUAGUACUAAACCAAAUAACUUCCAAAUAAAUUACAGUGAAACACUUCAAAUCCGGAUCUUUUGCAGGGGAAAAUAUUUCGAAAUCUGAGGGAACCGGAAGUUGGUUCACAUGGUUUUUACCUAGGUAACCAAUUGUUCGGUUACGUGAAUUAUAGUUGCGUAACCCGUGGGUUACCUGAUCGGUUACCUCAA